Varanus komodoensis (Komodo dragon) is the source of this 1672-nucleotide messenger RNA. RefSeq names its product dehydrogenase/reductase 3 (gene DHRS3). The coding region runs from base 16 to 924 and encodes 302 amino acids. Lineage: Eukaryota; Metazoa; Chordata; Lepidosauria; Squamata; Varanidae. Gene Ontology annotation, cellular component: lipid droplet. The record is from RefSeq and is a predicted model, not a curated record. The transcript is spliced from 6 exons. Gene Ontology annotation, molecular function: oxidoreductase activity, acting on the CH-OH group of donors, NAD or NADP as acceptor.
CCGCGGGGCGAGAGGAUGGCGUGGCGGUGGCUGGGCGCGUGGCUGCUGCUCGCCGCGCGGAUGGCCUGCUCGGUGGCCAAGGCGCUCGCGCGCGCCCUGCUGCCUGCCCGGCCGCGGGACCUGGCCGGGGACAGCGUGCUGGUCACCGGCGGAGGACGAGGCAUCGGGCGCUGCCUGGCCCUGGAGUUCGCUAAGCGGCGAGCGUGGAAGAUUAUCAUCUGGGGUCGAACCGAGAAAUACUUGAAGGAAACCACGGAAGAGAUCCGGGCGAUGGGAACGGAGUGCCAUUAUUUCAUCUGCGACGUGGGGAAUCGGGAAGAGGUCUACCGCCAGGCCAAAGCGGUCCGUGAAAAGGUGGGAGACAUCACCAUCCUGGUGAACAACGCGGCCGUGGUUCACGGCAAAAGCCUGACUGACAGUGACGACAACGCCCUGCUGAAGUCACAGCACAUCAACACGCUGGGCCAGUUCUGGACCACGAAGGCCUUCCUGCCGCGGAUGCUGGAGCUGCAGAGGGGCCACAUCGUGUGCCUCAACUCCGUCCUGGCGCUGUCCGCCAUUCCCGGGGCGAUCGAUUAUUGCACUUCCAAGGCCUCCGCCUUUGCCUUCAUGGAGAGCCUGACCCUGGGGCUGCUGGACUGCCCCGGCGUGAAUACCACCACCGUCUGCCCCUUCCACACCAGCACCGAGAUGUUCCAAGGCAUGCGCAUCAGAUUCCCUAACCUUUUCCCUCCUCUGAAGCCGGAAACAGUGGCCCGCAGAACCGUCGAUGCUGUCCAACAGAACCAGGCGUUUCUCCUCCUUCCAUGGACAAUGCACAUCCUAAUCUUCUUGAAAAGCAUCCUUCCACAGGCAGCUCUUGAAGAAAUCCACAAGUUUGCCGGGAGCUACACCUGUAUGAACACUUUCAAAGGGCGCACCUAGGCAGCACGUCGCCCUCGCACGGAGCAGACUGCGGCCGGCGCCACGGUGGGCUGGCCGGCACCACGCGCUCCUUCUCACGCGCUGGAGCAAUCCCACGGAGCGUUGCACCGACACAGCUUUCCGCAAGUGCACGGAGCACUCACUGGUGACCCGAAGAGAGACAAUGGGACGCUUGAGGCCAGCCACACGUUUCCGUUUGUGACUUAGUUUUUAAGAGUUUCCCGGUCUAGCUCUUUCCAAGCCUCCGAAGCCAGAGCAUUCCACUUCCCUUCCACCAAUGAGCAAGGAAUGGCAAAUGAAACCAGGGGCUUUCCAUCCUUGUUCUCUCACUCUCUCCCCCCAACUUCUUCUUCCUCUUUUUUAAAUGCAUAACACUUUUAAGUCUCCUGAGCCACAGGUGAGAGCUGAAAUUCUGCUUUUUGUCACUACAGCAUCUUUGGCACCUGAGUGAUGGAGAAGGGGUGUAAGGGCUCCUCUUUCUUGUGGUGGGGAGACAUUUUGGCAGGUGAUUUUGCCCGCGUUCACGCAGAAAGAGGCAGCACGGAGUGCUUCUGUUGUACAUGGCUUUGCACACAAUUCACAGAGACUUAAGUUAUACUUUGGGUGGCUCCAUUGAAGUCAAUGGGCGUCACUAUGGCUUUCAGUGGGUCAACUUUCAGUAUGACUUAUCCUGAAUAAAACCUUCAGAGAGCGAAUCUUGCAUUUACAGCAUUCUGGCACAAUAAAACAUCACACCAGGAAACCCUUA